AUGCCAGAACUUGCCGAAGUCGAACGUGCCCGAACCUUCCUCCACACCCAUCUCGCCUCAAAACGCAUCACCUCCAUCACCGCACCUGACGACGCAAUCCUCUACGUCUCUCCCACGUCCGCCACGGCAUUCAAGGACGCCCUCGAGAAUCGAAUUAUCGGUAGUGUUAAGAGGUAUGGGAAGUACUUCUGGUUCGAGAUGGAAGCGCAGGAGAUAAGCGAAGGAUUGUGCGUACUGAUGCAUCUGGGCAUGACGGGCUGGCCACACAUCCGCAACACAAAAACCCACUACUACUCCCACCGCGACGCUUCAUCCACCGAUAUCUGGCCACCGAAGUUCUGGAAAUUUACAUUGAUGAUGGACGACGGCACCGAAAUGGCAUUCUGCGAUCCCCGCCGCCUGGGACGGGUGAGGUUGGUUCAUACCCAAGAUCCCAUGUCCGACGAACCCCUCUCCCGCCUCGGUUUCGAUCCAGUGAUAUGUAUGCCCUCCCUCCCCCUCUUCUCCGCCAAAGUCCGCGCGCGCCGCGUCCCGAUCAAAGCACUCUUGUUAGAUCAAGCGUUCAGCGCAGGGGUAGGGAAUUGGGUCGCGGAUGAGGUGUUGUAUCAAGCGGGGAUACACCCCGAGCAAUAUUCGAAUACAGUUGACGAAAGACAACUGGAGAGAUUGUGGGAAUGGACUAGGAAGGUACCUGUGACGGCGGUGGAAGCUGGUGGUGACUCUGAUAGCUUUCCUGAGGAUUGGCUAUUCAAACACAGGUGGAGUAAAGGGAAGACUGGCUAUAUGCCAUCCGGUGAGAAAAUCACAUUCAUCACCGUCGGAGGCCGGACCUCCGCAGUCGUUUCAAGCCGACAAAAACUCAUCGGAACAUCCGACAUAGACGGGACUUCGAAGAAGGUAACAAAGAGAGGUGGUACGAAGAGGAAGAAGGUCAAGGAGGAAAGCGAGGACGAGGAAGAGGAAGAGGAGAACCCAAAGCCGGUGAAGGAGGAGAAGGAGGUGCAUGAGGGUAUGAGGAGGUCUGGGAGGAAACGGAAGACGGUGAAGAAGGAGGAUAGUCUUUCUCCUCCGCCGUCAGAUCUAGAAUGA
Molecule: messenger RNA, 1089 nt
Organism: Saitoella complicata NRRL Y-17804
Lineage: Eukaryota; Fungi; Ascomycota; Saitoellomycetes; Saitoellales; Saitoellaceae
Exons: 2
Coding region: 1-1089 (362 amino acids)
Biological process (GO): base-excision repair
Cellular component (GO): nucleus
Molecular function (GO): zinc ion binding; DNA N-glycosylase activity; damaged DNA binding
Source: RefSeq, a predicted model, not a curated record